AACAUAUAUAUUGGGAUUAGAAAAACAAUUAGUGGUGUUCACACGUAACGUACUCUGGACCUCUGGUAAUGUAGAGAACUUUUUCUCUCGGAGAUGCCGGUGUCAAGUUAAUUUCAAUGACGCUGCUAUAAAUCGGCACCCCUGUUUUUAUUUUUAUUUAAGUUAGUUUUAGGGCUAAACAAAAAAAUGGGACGCAGUCCAUCGCCUGUUCAUAGAAGACGCGAAAAAGAACGAAGUGAAAGAAAGAAAAGGCGGGAAAGACGUUCAAGAGAACGUGAGCGCGAGCGGGAAAGAGAUCGUCAAUGUGGAGGUAGUGGUGGCCAUCGUGGUACUCGACGCCGUUCAAGAGAAAGAGAGCGGAAUAGAAGUCGCAGUGGUGACAGAUUGUCUAGAAGGCGUUCGAGAUCGAAAUCGACGCAUUCUAGAGAUUGUGCCUAUCCAUCUACUUCAUCCCGAAACAGAGCAGAACGGCCAAAAAUAACCGAAGCUGAUUUGGAGGGUAAAUCACCUGAAGAAAUUGAUAUGCUGAAAACUAUGGGGUUCUGUAACUUUGAUACUACUAAACACAAGAAGGUAGACGGCAACGAUGUUGGCGAAGUACACGUAAUUCUCAAACGUAAAUAUCGCCAAUACAUGAAUCGUAAAGGUGGAUUUAAUCGACCACUUGACUUUGUUGCCUAGCAAAUUUCACCUAUAUUCUUUUUACCUCGUUUAUUCUUAUUAACACACAUGUUACAAGAAAAUAUGUGUGAUAGAAUUUAAAUAGGGUGUAUACUAGUCUUGGAAUGUAUUUGCUGCCUUAGAAUUGCAUAACAAUUCAAGUCAAUCACCUUUAGUAUAUAAUAACAAACUAUUUUGACAAUCCUGCAAUUUUUUGCCAUAGCCCGGUUAACAAAAUUUCCAAAAAUGUUUACAUAAUACCUGCACCUACGUUAUGUCAAUCUCGGAGAGACUUGAGUUUGAGAGAAACAUCGUAAAUUUGAACCAAAUUCAUAUUUUUGUAUAGAUUUUAUUCCAAUUAAAAAUGUUUCUCCCUUACUUAUAUCCGUAAGGCACAGAACGUAGAUACAUAAAAAGAUAAAUAUCGUUUUAUGAUGAAUUUUUUAAUCGUAGACAACAGUUUAUUUGGUAAUAGAAAAAGUUAAGUUUUUAUUAUUGGCUAACCAUUAUGCCCUACAUUUAUUUCCGGAUAGAAUUCCUCUAUUUUACUAUCAAAACUUUGUUAUGGUACAUUUUUUAUAAAAUUUGAUACAAAAUUUUUAAAACCACUCAAUCACACAUAAACACCACUUUGAUGUCCUUUUAACAAAAGCCCUCAAAAAUUCCUUUCACUAUCCUCCAUAAAAUGCAAUAGUACAAUUUUUUUUAUAUACAGAGCUUUAUUUAUAAAAAUAUUUAUUUAUACACACAUCCCACCCCAUUCCUACAUUAUCCUGUAAAUAUUUAUCAUAUAAUGGUAAUCAAAUCCUAACAAGCACUUCUAAACCCAUACUCCCUACAAUAGACCAAAAUAAUGCAAUAGCCAGGAUUUUUUGUUUUGUUGAAAACCUUACACACAAGUGCCACAAUAAUAUGGAAUACAAUAGUUUACCUCAAAUAGAAGAAUUAAAAGAUCUAUAGUUUUAAUGAAAAUUUAUAGCAUUAGUUAAUAAUUUUUAUUAAACAGAAACAUGUAAAAUGUAUGACAUUCGCUUUUAAAUUAAUUUUAAUUGAGAAACUAUUUGGGAUAUAUGUUUGGUUUAAGUCAACAAUCAUACAUACAUACGUAAUAAUAAAAAACGAAAUUGCAGAGAUUUUUUAUUCAUGUAAUUAAUGAAAUUUUUAACAACUUAUUUUUAUUUAAUGUUUGUAUAUUCAUAUUACUUUUAUUUUAUUAUUUUUUGUAAAAUUAUAAAAAAAAACAAAAUUUGUGAAAAAUAAUAAGCUGAUUUGAAUAAAAUUUAUUUAAAAAAUAA
Messenger RNA from Episyrphus balteatus (marmalade hoverfly), 1955 nucleotides. RefSeq names its product U4/U6.U5 small nuclear ribonucleoprotein 27 kDa protein (gene ytr). Lineage: Eukaryota; Metazoa; Arthropoda; Insecta; Diptera; Syrphidae. The transcript is spliced from 3 exons. The record is from RefSeq and is a predicted model, not a curated record. The coding region runs from base 187 to 681 and encodes 164 amino acids. Gene Ontology annotation, cellular component: precatalytic spliceosome. Gene Ontology annotation, biological process: RNA splicing.